UGGCUUUGCAUUAUUCAAGCUUAUUGAGGUGCUGUCAUUAGUCAACUCGAAAUGGCGUCUAAUCUUCCGACUUCGACAAUUGUACGUACCUGCUUCAACUGCGGUGAUCCCGGUCACUUCGCGAGGUGGUGUCCUCAUCGUCAGCAGGGAGUUAAUCCAAGUAACGCUCUCGUUCCUACUGCUUCUACUCCUCUUCUCACUCUACCUUCCUCUUCCUCUAAUUCUAACGUCGGAGUCGUGGCCACACAGUACAAGAAUACCGGAUGGUACGACGCAAAACAGAGGUUGAUCAUACUGGAAAGCACUGUUGCAGAGAUGAAGAUUCGACGUGAUGCAGAGAUCGAGAGAGAGAAGACUCGGAAAGAAGAAGAAGAGAAGAAGCAGAAAGAGAAGGAGGAAGAGGAGCGGCGUAGCCGUGAGAAGAAAGAUAGGGAAGAAUUUCAAGCACAGAUGAUGGAGACUAUGAAUUCACGAAUGGACAAGAUGGACGAGUCUAUUAACAAGAAGAAUGGGGGAGACGCUAAAUCUGAAGUUGAAACACUUCGCAAGGAGGUAGAACGCUUGCAGAAGUUGCAGAUUCAAGGCGCAUCUUCCUCCACAGUGGCAAAGAACACCGACAAUGGCGAUCUGAUUUGCAGAAUGCUUCGGGAACAGGAAGCUAUGAAGGUGCGUUUGGAAGAAGCAGCUAGCAUGCAACGGAAACUAGAUGCGAUGGUCAAAGAGGUAGAAGCUUUGAGGCAUGGUGCAAAUUUUGCUUGUUAGCAUAUCCCAACUGAAAAAUAUGUGAAACGAUUGAGCAUAUCUUUAUGCAAUGUCCUAGUACGGUUUUUUUAUGGAGACAUUGGGACUUCAGAUGGAACAAACUUACAGGAAAAGU
This is a messenger RNA of Chara braunii, 877 nucleotides long. The record is from the annotation of a GenBank genome assembly. NCBI's taxonomy places the organism in Eukaryota, Viridiplantae, Streptophyta, Charophyceae, Charales, Characeae.